Messenger RNA from Caenorhabditis briggsae, 363 nucleotides. The record is from RefSeq and is a predicted model, not a curated record. Lineage: Eukaryota; Metazoa; Nematoda; Chromadorea; Rhabditida; Rhabditidae. The annotation marks the transcript as partial. The transcript is spliced from 2 exons.
AUGAUCAUUAAACCCCUUCGUUUGGUUUCAUUCGAAAAAAUCAUGUUUCUGGCUACUGUACUCGCUGUUCUCAUCACUUUUUCCACGGCUACAAUCACCCAAACACCUCCAGAUGCCGCUCUUGAAUGUGAUAUCGUUCCAGUUCAACCAUGUCCAGUAACAUGUGGUGGAGGAUUCCAGCUGAUGAGAUAUGAAUGUGUUGAAAAGACUGAAAACUGUGGUUGUCCAAAGAACCCAAUUUAUUAUCAAUGCAACAAUCGUCCAUGUCUCGGAAAGAAUGCAACACUUCUCGAUGUUUUCUACGAUGAAGAGAACAAAGAAGCAGAAAAGGCUGGAGUCGAAUUUGUGGAAGACAGUGGAGAA